UUGCUGCUUUGGAGGAAGCGUGGACUACUUUUAACCAUGUCUGGCCGGGGAAAGAAAACCGCACCUCCACCAAAAUCUUCUGUGUCGCGCUCCUCCAGAGCAGGGAUCACCUUCCCAGUAGGCCGCAUCCACAGGCUACUCAGAAAAGGCAACUACGCCAGCAGGGUUGGAACCGGGGCGUCGGUGUACCUCGCGGCUGUCCUUGAGUACCUCUGUGCUGAAAUCUUGGAGCUGGCUGGAAAUGCAAGUCGUGACAACAAGAAGCUGCGUAUUGCUCCUCGCCACAUCCUGCUGGCGGUGAAGAAUGACGAGGAGCUCAACAGACUGCUGUCAGGGGUCACGAUCUCAGAGGGUGGCGUGAUCCCAAACAUCCAGGCAAGCCUUCUGCCAAAGAAGACGAAGUCCCCCAAAGAAGCCGGUUCUCCUAAGGAUGUCCAGUCUCAAGAGUUUUAAGUGUGAAAUGCAUACAUGUUUUAAAAUCUACAUUAAAGUAUAUUAAACUUAUUUUGAAGUAUUUCAAAGCAUUUGGCACUUUUCUUCUGGGAUGAGCUGCAGUUGGUUUGGGAUGGAAUAAAUUUCUAAAUGUUUUUUUUUUUUUUCCCCAUGUCUUGAAGCCAAUAAUGCUUAUUUCAUCACAUCUGCUUACUAUCGGAAUGCUUUUUAAAUGAGGGCUAUUUGUCAAACAUCUAUUGGUGAUGCCCAAUUUUGUACCCUUGCAUCACAUGUCCUGGAAAUGUGCAAUUCAAUUAAAGUGUCUUUUAUUGCU
Messenger RNA from Menidia menidia (Atlantic silverside), 766 nucleotides. Lineage: Eukaryota; Metazoa; Chordata; Actinopteri; Atheriniformes; Atherinopsidae. The record is from the annotation of a GenBank genome assembly.